AUGGACAAACUGGAUAGAGGAAAUUGCAGUGGGUCAUUGUCCGACGACACCUCAAAAAAUCCCUUCGUCCACUCAAUUCACAUCACUCCGGCUCGUCGGGUUCAGUUGUGGAUUUUCGCCGUUUUCGUUUUUCCAUUUCGUCUCCUCUUCAUGCUAACCUUUCUCUUCCUUGCUCUCUUCUUUGGCGAACUGGCUACUCGACGAAUGGACUUCUCCAAACCAAUGACUGGUUUCAGGAAGCAUGUUCUUCUACCGGCCUUCAUAUUCUGCGGUCGCAUGCUUUUCACUAGCGGCGGUUUCAUAUGGGUAGGUCAUAAGGGCAAACGGGCUAGCUGUGAAGAGGCUCCGAUUCUCGUGCUGGCACCCCAUUCUUCCUUCUAUGACUCCCUUGUAUUUCUCUCUCUGGGAAUGCCUUCUGUUGUGGGCAAGACGGAAACGGCUCUCUCACCUAUCGGUUCAUUCAUAAAAAUGACACAGCCUAUCCUGGUCAAUCGAGAUGAUCCCUCGUCGCGGCAGAAUACGCUUGCUGAGAUCAGACGUCGAGCUCUCUCUAACGGCAAGUGGCCACAAGUUCUAAUCUUUCCCGAGGGCACUUGCACUAAUCGAUCGUGCUUGAUCAACUUCAAGCAAGGAGCCUUCACUGUCGGAUGUCCUGUGCAACCUGCACUUUUGCGAUGGGGUUAUGCAGUGGACAGCAUAACAUGGACAUGGGACGGUCCAGGGAUACUCGAGCUACUCUGGCUUACCGCUCUGCAACCUUACAUAACAUUGGAAAUUGAGUUUUUGCCGGUUUAUAUCCCCAAUGAAGCAGAGAAGGAAGAUCCUCAACUUUACGCUAAAAAUGUGCGCGCGGUAAUGGCUGAAGCUGCCAACCUUCCCACCACCGAACUCAGUUUUGAUGAUUGUCACCGCAUUCACAAGGCUAUUCAAUUUAAUCUCCCCAUGGCUUGUUAUAUCAAUGAAUAUGGCAAACUUACAAAGUAUCUUUUUCGUGAGUCUCGAUCCGAGGGCCACUUCUCGGCCAGUCGGGUACCCUACGUGACUGAACGUCUCCUCUCUAUGGCUACAGCUGUGCGCGAGUGGCACACAGCGAAUAUGACGGCAGGAGGCUCCAAGGCCUUGACGUCCUCUGAACUGGUCCAUAUCUUCCUACCCCCAGGUUCUGAGGCUGCAAAAGACGUGCUGCAAGACGAAAUCACCCUUCUUCGAAGGAUGGUGGCUGUGCUUCCCAAAACCCCUAAUGGUCGCCCAGAUAUCCGUGUCCUGGUCGUUCAUCUCUGCUUCCUAAUGUUCUCGUCUUCGCCCUCGAUUGCUAUGCAGCUAGCGUUUCAGGUAGGUUAUCUUAUUUACUAUACAGGCUUCUUUGUGUCACCUGGUGGCUGCCACGCUUUUGACUCCACAAACACCAAAUCUGAUUCCAGUACUUUGUCUGUUGACUAUGGUGACUGUGAAGACAUGGAUAAAUUUGCCUCACGAUCAAUUUCGCCGGAUGAUGCGGUUCGAAUUCUCACCGCCGCAUAUCAUCUUUCCAUCGAGGAGGCAACUGCAUUGCUACCUUCUGGUGACACACAGGGUAGCUCUUAUCAACGUGACCUCAUUACACCGGGUUAUCUGGCUCAAACGAUGAACACUCAUCAUCUCAAACUCGUUUCUAUUUAUGACGACUACAAGAACGAACUCAGUCGUCUUCGUGGUCAGCCGGAGCGGGCCAUAUCGGAGACCUCGUCCACUUCUAAUUCGAUCUGCAGUCUCUUGAGUCUAGGGAACGAAGAAGUUGUUUUCAAGCCAGGACAUCGCAGGGAAGCCUCUAACACUUCUGUCGCCUCCUCUACAGUUUCUCUCGAACAGGCAGUCGAGACCGAUCUUCGGAACCGAGUUGUUCCUCAACUCUCAAACUGA
Hydatigera taeniaeformis is the source of this 1899-nucleotide messenger RNA. Lineage: Eukaryota; Metazoa; Platyhelminthes; Cestoda; Cyclophyllidea; Taeniidae. The record is from the annotation of a GenBank genome assembly.